AUGCCGAGCUACUCAGACAAGCGAAUUCAUGCCACCGUUUCGGAGCUGAAGUUAAAGUUUCUGAGGACCUUUAAUGUUGUCGCUGAAGACGACGUCGAGUGGCUUCUUUUCACCUUCGCCCCCGGCCGUGUGAACUUCUUUGGUGAGCAUGUGGACUACAUGGGCGGGUAUGUGUGUCCCGCCGCCCUCAAGGAGGGCUGCCACAUUCUUGUUGGCCGUGUUCGACACCUCUGCGACGGGAAGUUACGCUUUGCGACAGAAGACGAUGAAUGUUUUGUCCUUGAUCGUCUUGGGCAGGCGAAACACGACAAGAAUUGGAGGACUUUUGUUCGUGGUGCGGCUACAUUGGCGCUGAACGACCUUGGCAUGCCCAUCGACGCUCCAGAGCUGCAGGGCUUCUGCGCCAUCUCGAAGGGAACUCUGCCUAUGGGGUCCGGCAUGAGUGCUUCCGCAUCCUUUGAUGUGGCCCUUUUGAAUGCCAUCACGACCGUGGCAACGCGGCGAUACCGUGGGAAGUGCUACGUGCCUGGAACCCGGUUUCCGAUUCUCCCUCCCUGCAGCAGGGAGGAAAGGAUUAAAUUGACAAAACAGGCACAUCGCAUUGAGACAGAAUUCUGUGGAGUCAAUGUAGGUAUCAUGGAUCAAUUUUCGGCCAUUCACGCCACGGAGGGCUCAUUCAUGGCAUUGGACUGUGAUUCCCUAACGUUUGAGUCCCACCCAUUGUCCUACCUGCUUGGAGACUCCGCCUGCUUCCUUUUGAUAAAUUCCAUGAUUCGUCAUGAAUUGACGGGCUCGACAGCUGGUGGGUAUAACACACUACGCUCAGAUGCUGAAGGUGCACAGGCGGUUGUAAAGAAACAUAAGAUGAAUAAUGCGGCAUUUACUUUCCGCGAUCUUGCAAGAAAUCCCAAGAAGUUCACAAAAGAAGAUCCAGUGGCAUUUGUGGAGUCCUGCAGACCGCAUUUUACCCCUGGCCAGUACGACCGUGGCAUCUUUAACAUUGCCGAGCAAAUCCGCACCCUUCAGUUUAUUGAGCUUUGUCGACCUGAGUGUCCUUUGAGCCAGGAGGAGCGUUUUCGAAAGGCCGGCGAGCUACUGAAUGCAACCCAUCAAGGACAGCGUGAUCUUUUGAAGAUAUCCACCGAGGAAUUGAAUUUUAUUCAUCGGGCCAUUAAUCUUGAAGAGGGCGUGAGCGGAGGACGAUUGAUGGGCGGUGGCUUUGGCGGAUGUAUUCUCCUUCUUCUUAAAAAGAAUGCCGUGGAAAGCGUUGUGAAAAACGUGCAGGAAAAGUUUAAGUCCAGGUUUGGUCUUGUCUGCGAUGUGUACCCAGUGGUUCUUGGCGACGGUGCCUUUGUUGCUUCUCUCUGGCAGGGUGUUAAAGGAAAGCUAUGA
This is a messenger RNA of Trypanosoma cruzi, 1392 nucleotides long. Its product is annotated as galactokinase, putative. Bases 1 to 1392 code for a protein of 463 amino acids. The record is from RefSeq and is a predicted model, not a curated record. Gene Ontology annotation, molecular function: galactokinase activity; ATP binding. Lineage: Eukaryota; Euglenozoa; Kinetoplastea; Trypanosomatida; Trypanosomatidae. Gene Ontology annotation, cellular component: cytosol; cytoplasm. The transcript has a single exon. Gene Ontology annotation, biological process: carbohydrate phosphorylation; galactose metabolic process.